AUGGGAGAUUAUCUCUGCAAUUCACACCUGCCAAUCAGUGAGCUGCAGGUGCACAGUGGGGGAAUGGGUUUGGGAAUGCACAGCUGUGUCUGCAUCAACAGAAUAACACAGUGUGAGGAGUUAUUUUGGACGUUCAAGGUUCUGCAAUAUUAUCCUUUUAAUGACAAAACUCUCCUUUCACAGGCUGAGAUAGUGAAGAGAUUGAACGGGAUCUGCGCACAAGUCCUCCCCUACCUGUCUCAGGAGCACCAGCAGCAGGUCCUGGCAGCCAUAGAGAGGGCCAAGCAGGUCACCCCCCCAGAGAUGAACUCCAUCAUAAGGCAGCAGCUCCAGGCUCACCAGCUGUCUCAGCUCCAGGGUCUGGCCCUGCCCAUGACCCCUCUGCCGCUGGGCCUGAGCCAGCCAACCCUCCCUGCCGUCACCACCUCCUCCGGUCUCUUCUCCCUCUCCUCCCUGCUGGCCUCCCAAGCCCAGCUGGCCAAGGAGGAGAAAGCAUCACGUGACGGAGUUGACAGCCACCGCGAGGAGGACGGAGACAAGUCUGAUUAGAUGGUGUCCCCCAUUCAGCUCUGUUUUUAUCCAGAGACCUGAAUACCCAAAUCUGAGCCCCCCUUGGCCUACAGCCUCUCCCCUGGUCUCCCUCUCUCUGACCUUAGCAAACAUGGGCUUCACUCCCAUCCCCACAUCUCCAGUUACAGACCCCUAACCAUGUCCUCAUGUCCUGAUCUCUUCAUAUUUUUCACACUUGGGUUGUUUCCUUACCUUCCCUUUCGGUGUCUUUUAGUUAGACACCGUCUCUUUUUUGUAUCCGAUUUAACUUCAGUUUUUUUGUGUUUAUGUUUUUUAUCAGGACAACUUUCUAUUUCUGUUCCUUCCUGCCUCCCUGUCGCACUGCCUCUCAGUUCUCAUUCCUGUUAAGUUUCUGGGGUUUUUUUUCCCCUCCAUGCCUCUCUUCCUCCCACUCUCCUCCACCUCUUGCCUCUGUUCUAAGCAGGUCCUUGUUAUGUAGGACUGAUCUGUGAGACUGAACGCACCGUACUGUAGGUGUUAAAACAGGCUAAAUGUUAAACACAGGGAUUCUUGGCAAGCUGUAAAACUUGUCAGACACAACACAGGAUUCCUAAAACUUAAUUUUCCUGAGACAGAGGUCUUACAGAGAUCAGUAGUGUUGAUAUUUUUGGCAGUUGAGAUUGCAUGCAUUGAUUCCAAGCUAAAGGUUGAGUUUUGAAUUGAAACGGUGGGUUGUUAUGGAUCAGAUAAAGUACUUAAAUAGUGCCCUCAUGCCCCGGAUAAAGAGACAAGCGCUGCUAAACCUGCACAGACGUCCCAACCAAAAACUGCUGCUUUCAGAGCAGAAUCUUUGUAAUGAGAAAGUCAUCUCCAAUCGACAAACUAGAGAUGUGUAUAAUCCUAAAUUUAUAUGGAUGAAGGAAAAGCACCUUCUUAGAGCAAAUUUCAUGCGGAGAGCUGUCAGAAUAGAUAACAAACCCACCUUAGUAAGUAAUCCCCCCUACUUACGAUCCUCGCCUGACCCUGUGAGGUACGUCAGAUAAAUCCACCCAGCACCUUAACUGAAAGGCAACAUUUUCAUCAGUAGUUAACUGAACAGAGAUGCCAAUUGACUCCUGCAUCCUCCCACCACCUUUUUUUUCAUCUUUAAUGUGCACUAAUAUUAGAGCAGGCACUGAGGGGAGAGAGUGUGCAUGUUGUGUGUUUGACAGCAGAGGGCAGUGUGUGUCUUUGAGGAAUGCUCCUCACUGGGUUUAGACCUGAGCAAAACAAGGACAAGACAAUGACAGAAUACAGGCUGUGUCACAAAGGGGGAAUGGCUUAUUUAUCCACUCUGUGUGUACAAACUUAAUAUACAGAGACUAGACUGGUGACAUUAAUCUCUGCAUGCGGUCAGUCCCGGUCUCUGUCAUGAUCCAGUUCUUGAGAAAUGGUCUUUGGUCUAUUUUAAGGAACAUCUCGGCGUGAAACUAAAACACAACUCGGACCUGUGCUUUUGAUCCUGUUCUGUAAAUUCAGAUUUAAAUACUGUACAUGUUGAUUUACUGUAAAUAUACAACUCUGUCACAUAUCACACUAACACGACAUCAUACAGAGGAUUUAACACCUACAUACAACACCGAGUGGAAGAUCAACAAACCCAUCUAAAUCAAAUCAGUGCAGAUCACACAGAUGAAGCACAAGCGUCCGCCACAGCUGCUCUGAUGAGUGAAAAAAAAAAACAACACCCUCCCCCUCAUUCUCACACACCUACUCAGCUGUUUUCAAUUACCUUGUCCGACUGGGCCUCUAGUCAGGUGGCGAUUAGGUGAAACUAUGUGAUGUCAUCAAACUCUGGCUGUGUUCAAAAAAUCUCUCCCCAAAUUCCCACAUUCAGAGCGUCCUGGUGGCCCAGUGGUUAAAACGCUUAGGAUAUAAUCGCAACAUCCCCAGUUUGAUUACAGCAGGAGACCUUUGUUGAAGGAUAAUGCCCCAUUUAAUUACUUGGGUUUAAUUACCUAGUGAUGAACUUAUGUGAGGCGUCCGUGUUCAUUUGGCUUUCAGGCAUUUCUGUAUUAUUAAGGGGCCAAGUCAGAUAUAGCAGAGUCCCAAGAAGAGGUCUAAUCAGGCAGCAUAAGUGGAAAACACCUGUGUGGGUGGACUACGGGUGUGUGAGGGGCUUUAACGGGUCUAGUAGCAGCCAAAAUGGCCCCAUUAAAUGUCUCCAAGCCAAGAUGAAAUUAAACUUUUUAGGGUGUUUCGCAAACGCAUACAUUUCCAGCAGAGGUAGCCUCAGUGGUAAUUGAACCCCGGACCUUGGCACUGUCAGCCCUCAAAGAUUGUUUGAUCGACUGUGAGUCGACGGUGGCGGUUUGUUUGAGUGUUGAUUUGAUGACAGCCUAUGUAUGAAGCUGUUUUAUACCACACACACACACACACACACACACACACACACACCUUUUCUUAGCCUCCCCUCUCUGUCUUAAUGGCUACACUGUGAGAAUGAAUUGAUUAUGAAGAGUUUCAUUCUAAAAUAAUAAUGUUAAUUUGGAAAAUCACUACUCUUUGGCAUGAAGCACAUUUUAUUGUUAAAUUCAUUCAUAUAGCAACAACUAUACAACCCGCAGAAUAAUACCCUUCACGUGUCUAAAAGCUGAGAUAACAUACUAUUGGUGGGACUCCUUCAAUGACGGCCAUUGUUGUGUAUGUAUGUGAUACAUAAACAAGGUGUCUAUAAAGCGUUGUACAGGUUUGGUCGCCGACGAUAAACCACAGAGAUAAAAUGCGUUGCUGUUCUUACUACAGCUAAAGCUAACAUGCUAUUCUGCUUGUGAAUUAAGCUCGCAGCACAUCGUCCUCCCAUCUAGCCACAUACUGUAUGUAUCUAGCUACAUACUGUACUUGUCGUAGUGAUACGCAGAGCGUGUAGACAAAGCAAGACACACACAUGCGCGCGCACACACACACACACACACGCAUCAAUGCAUGUCUGCGGGGGAACCGAGAUUGAUUUCUUUCUAGUGGAGACCAUUUUUUUUAAAAGAAUGUUUGGUCCAAACUUUCUGUGAUCAAUGCACUUGUUUUUGUUCCUCUUCUUUGUUUUGAAAUAUUAAUCGAUAUGAACUAGAACGAGAAUUACAAAGCUGACGUUAUAAACAUACAAAUGAAAUUCUAUGUAUUUGUUAAAGUAGUUGGAGGUGCUCGCCUCUGUAUACAGUUAUACAUAGAAAGCUUUAUGUGUAUAUAGCUGCAUCUUUUCUUGUCUGUCCUGGAUGAUUCUUGUGCUAUUGUGUUACAAAACUGAUGUGACACCAGGGGGGAAACUGCAGUACAUUGACCUUUUGCCCUUUGACCCCUUUCUUCUUCUCUGACCCCCCCAAUCCCCUUUAGUCCCAUGCCACAUCCUACCUUCCCAACUUUUUGCCCCCAUAGCGUGAAGCAUUGUAAGCGUUUUGAGCUUUGUAAAGGUCUUUUUUUAAAUACUUAUUUUGUGCAUAAUGUAAAACCUGAAAGUGUGUACUUUGGCAAAAAAAAAAAAAAAAAGUUUUGUGUCUGAAAUCAUAGCUUCAUUGAAACAAAAAAAGAAACUAUAAAAAAGUACAACAAACAUUUACUAUAAAUAAUAUGAAAUGUUCUGCAGUAAGGAAGGACUUCUGGUGCCUUACAAAUAAAGUCAAUCAAAUCAUAA
This is a messenger RNA of Morone saxatilis (striped sea-bass), 4177 nucleotides long. It is a transcript of the gene tle5, whose product is annotated as TLE family member 5, transcriptional modulator. Lineage: Eukaryota; Metazoa; Chordata; Actinopteri; Moronidae. Gene Ontology annotation, biological process: regulation of DNA-templated transcription; negative regulation of canonical Wnt signaling pathway. The record is from RefSeq and is a predicted model, not a curated record. The transcript has 4 exons. Gene Ontology annotation, cellular component: transcription regulator complex; nucleus. The coding region runs from base 1 to 549 and encodes 182 amino acids. Gene Ontology annotation, molecular function: protein binding; transcription corepressor activity.